Molecule: messenger RNA, 534 nt
Organism: Bacidia gigantensis
Lineage: Eukaryota; Fungi; Ascomycota; Lecanoromycetes; Lecanorales; Ramalinaceae
Exons: 1
Coding region: 1-534 (177 amino acids)
Source: RefSeq, a predicted model, not a curated record
AUGUCAACAUCGGCUGCAAAGCCUGAGACUGGCACAUCCCUCCCUGUUGAAGGCGGAUCCUUACUGUCGCAACCAAUCCUCAGCGGCCCCCAUGCAAUUGUUCCUGCUACACUUGAGGUAUCGCCUGGUCGAUUUGACAUAAAGAAGUCUCUUGAACAACCUUCAAUGCCUUCAAUAAAGAAGGCUUCGCUUGACACGUUACCGAACGAAGUCUUUCAUUUGAUCCUUGCUCGUUUUGAUGAGGAUAACUAUGAAGAUUGGAAAUGCAUCAGUCAUCUGCGAAAGACUAGCAAAGAAAUGGCAGAUCGCACAACAUAUCGCGUUUUCUACAGCAUUCCUCUUUGGAUCGGUCCCUUAAGUUUGUACCGUGUCAAGGAACUGUCAAAAAAUCACAACCUUGCGAAACAUGUUCGCAAGGUAAUGGUCGCACUGAUGUAUUAUAAUGAUAAAGGUCUCAAAUAUGAACAGCAUGAGUCAUGGUUGGAUGUCUCGAAGAUUGCACAAAGAUAUCCUGGCAUGGAUAUCCUGGCAUGA